AGCUACCAUACAUGUCGAAAAAUAGUAUCUACGCGACUGUAAACAAUUUUUUCUUUGGCAGUUGAAGGCCCUAAUUCCGUCAAGUAUCAUACAAAGCCUCAUAGAAGAAUAACAAAAUCUUGUUCCACAAUAUUUUAUGUAUGUUUCAAAGAGUUUAUUGAGAUGAUUUAAAAGUGGUGAGACCUACGAAUGUGAGCCAAAAUGGAGAGUAGAGAUGACAGUACCACUCCUAAUUCAAUGGCGGUCCUCGAUCGGGGAGCUGGCGGUAUUUCUACCGUGGUUGGCUCACCCACGGCCAGCAGGCCUCCGUCAGGAAGACGAUCAAGAAACAUGACCCCCAUACAGAGAUCAGGAAGCCAGCUAGAAGUGUUGCCACCGGAUGAUGAGCCAAUCAAAGACAGAUCUGGAUCAAGGACAUCCAGUCGCACGAGUCAUCGCCCAUCUAGCCGGACCGAUAGUGCUGAUGAUAACAGUCCUCGUCAAACACAGAGUGCCGGGUCAUCAGGUCGGAGGUCGCGUCAAGGUCAGGAGGGUAAUGAUGCAGGAUUCAACAGGGCUAACAGUUUGGUUGGUCUUGCUUCAGCUUCACCUACUCCAGGGGAAUCUAGACCAGGCAGUACUAUCCACAAACAGGUUUCUUUGACCACUGUCAAGAGAAACUAUGAAACGCAUGGAAUUCCAAAGAAUGAAAAUUGGGACUUUGUACCAGAAGACAUUGCCAGGCUAACACCCCCUCUAACAAAUGGAACAAGCCAUACACAUUUAGACAAAAACAAGACUUUGGGAGCCACUGGUGGACUAUCCCAUAAAGCUGAGGGGGUGAUAGGAGUGGGUGCGAAUGGAGGGAACGGUGAUGGGGUUAAUGUUAUGUCAGAGAAGGAACGUACGGAGCAGAGGUUGAACUAUCUGAUGGAGCAGUUGAGUAUGAAGGACAAGGAGAUCAAACAACAUGAAGAGAGGAGAAAGUCAGGGAGUGCAGCAAAGAGGAAAGGUGGCCAAGCAGAAAUGACUCCAGCUAAUGAACUCGGUACAAGUAAGGGAGCCACUGCUGGACCUCCACCAUUCCUUGAAGACAGCAGAGACGAUAAACCUGACAAGACUAAGAUGGAUGACGAUGAAGAUGAUGGUGAUGAGGAUGAUGAUGAGGAAGAAGGACCAACUGCUCCAAUUGAACUCAUGGGAGAAUUCCUAGAUUCUGUGAUGGAAGAAGACUAUGAAACCGCAGAUAAGCUGUGUAAAAUGAUUCUGAUAUAUGAACCUGAAAAUGCAGAAUGCUUACAGUUCAAGCCCCUUAUUGAGGAGAUGCUGAAAAGAAUGUGGCACCGACAGCUGUAUGGAAGCAGUAGUGAAGACGAGAGCGGUGAAGAUGAUGAGGAUGAUGAUGAUGAGGAUGAGGAGGAUGAUGAGGAUGAAGACAGUGAUGAAGAAGAAGAAUCUUCUGAAAGUGACAGUUCUGAGGAGAGUGAUGAAGAGGAGGAGGAGGAGACAGAAGAAAAGACAAAGUCAUCAUCUGUGGUUUAUCCAAAUAGUUCAGAGACCUCCAAAUCAGGUGCCAUCCGCUGA
Strongylocentrotus purpuratus (purple sea urchin) is the source of this 1563-nucleotide messenger RNA. Its product is annotated as glutamate-rich protein 2. The record is from RefSeq and is a predicted model, not a curated record. Bases 202 to 1563 code for a protein of 453 amino acids. Lineage: Eukaryota; Metazoa; Echinodermata; Echinoidea; Camarodonta; Strongylocentrotidae. The transcript is spliced from 11 exons.